Messenger RNA from Ochotona princeps (American pika), 423 nucleotides. RefSeq names its product gastric inhibitory polypeptide (gene GIP). The transcript has 5 exons. NCBI's taxonomy places the organism in Eukaryota, Metazoa, Chordata, Mammalia, Lagomorpha, Ochotonidae. The record is from RefSeq and is a predicted model, not a curated record. Gene Ontology annotation, biological process: response to starvation; response to glucose; regulation of fatty acid biosynthetic process. Gene Ontology annotation, cellular component: extracellular region. Gene Ontology annotation, molecular function: glucagon receptor binding; hormone activity. Bases 1 to 423 code for a protein of 140 amino acids.
AUGGUCAUGAAGACCUGCACUUUGCUGUUGGUGUUGCUGUUCCUGGCACUGGGGCAUGGGGAGAAGGAAGAGGGUCAUCCCAGAUCCCACGCCAGAGUCAGUGGCCUCCGGCCUCGAAGCCCGAGGUAUGCCGAGGGCACGUUCAUCAGUGACUACAGCAUCACCUUGGACAAGAUCCGCCAACAGGACUUUGUGAACUGGCUGUUGGCCCAGAAGGGCAGGAAGAAUAACUGGAAACAGAACAUCACCCAGAGGGAGGUCCGGGCCGGUCAGUCCCCCAGGAAUGACGAGGAGGCCGCCGAGAGGCAGAGCUCCCUACCCAACAAGGCUGGUGAUGAAGCGCUGCUGAGCGAUUUACCCUUGCAAAAGGUGCUGGCCUGGAUAGUGGAGCAGAUGGAGCGGCACAGGCUCAGGUCUCAGUGA